CGAGGAAUGUUCACGGAAGAAAGUUGCAACGUUUAAGGGUGCUGCUUCGACGAUUAUAUAGUUUCCGAUGUCAAAAGCUUCUUCUUCCGGUGUAAACUUCAUUGGAUAGACGUAGGACACACUGGUUGAGUUGUUGCGGAGGACCAAAAGAGCUGAAACGGUGAAAACUUAAAGAUGACCAAUUCGAUGGCUCCAACGAUCAUUUUCUUCGUUAUCUCGUUAGUCUGUAAUUCCACGAUGGCUUACAAUAUCCUGCUGGCCACUAUGGGUGGCACGAAGUCGCACACCGUGCCAUUUGUGGCACUGGGUAGCAGUUUGAAGGCACGUGGACACAACGUGACCCUGUUGAGCGCGUUUCCGGGACCAGCUGCGAACAGCGGAUUGCAAGAGUUCGUUCCACCUAUCUUCGAGGCUUAUGUCGGGAAUUACACGUCCGAAUGGGACUUGGUUGGCGCAAGAUUCCGAGAUGAAAUGCCUAUCUCUCCGUGGGACGCAAUGCGAUAUGCCUGGGAGGCAUGCGAGGCGCUUCUUCGCGACGAAAUCUCCGUAUCUUGGCUGAGAAGACCCGAAGGCAAUUCUCAGACGCGAUGGGACGUCGCGGUCGUCGACGGAGCCUUCCCCGAGUGCCUUCUAGGAGUUCUUCACGGCGAGGAUGUGCCCACUAUCAUGCUAAAUACCGUGGCACUAUACAGCGGAUCCAUAAGUCGCCAAGGAAACCCAUCGCCAUGGUCCGUUACACCUUACUUUGGCAAGUCCCUGACCCAGGACAUGAACUUCUUUCAAAGGGUUCUAAACGUUGCCUGUCUCGUCACCUUGAGAAUAAUGCACUGGAUUAUGGUCAGCGGGUACCUUCAACCGGUUCUGAGAAAGUAUCUAGGAAACCAGUUGCCAGACGUGCGAGAUCUGACCACGGAGAUUCCUCUGACGUUGCAGAACAGUCAUUAUAGCGUGGCAGAGUCGGUGCCGUAUUUAGCGAACGUGGUGAACGUCGCGUGUCUGCAUUGCAAGCCGGCGACAAAGCUUAGUCCCGACUUGGAGAGCUUCUUGCAACGCGGUUUCAUAUUCGUAUCUAUGGGUUCAUCGGUUCGAGCGUCAGGCAUGCCAGAGGCACUUCGUCAAAUUUUCGUGGCAGCCUUCGCUACGCUUCCGUACAACGUCGUGUGGAAAUGGGAAGGUAUGAAGAUCAAAGAUCUGCCGUCGAACGUCAGAACGGCGGCAUGGUGGCCUCAGCAAGAGCUGUUAGGCCAUCCGAAGCUACAAGCGUUCGUCUCACACGGAGGACUUUUGUCUUUGCACGAGGCUGCUUAUCACGCUGCCCCAACCCUCGUUUUGCCUGUUUUCUGUGAUCACGAUGGAAACGCGGCUCAAGCUGAAAAACUGGGUUACGUUCUGGUGAUGGACUUGGCUAGGAUAUCCAUCGGAAGUUUUCGCGAUGGGAUUCUCAAAGUGGCUGCCGUACACAACAAUUCGUACCGAAUAGCAGCGAAGAAGAGAAGCUCGUUGCUACGGGAGUUGCCAAUUAACCCCAGAAAAUUGGCUACUUGGUGGGUAGAACACGUUGCCAAAUACAAAGGGGCUGAGCAUUUAAAAAGUUCUACAAGAUAUAUGAAUGUUAUUCACUAUUAUUCCAUCGAUGUGGCAAUGUUUUACGCGAUAGCGUUAUUACUAUCGGUAUACGGACUGAAGAAAUUGUGUUGGAGAACUAUUUCCAAACAAAUUGUUAGGAAAAAAAUCGACUAGACUGUGAAUAGUAUCAAUUUCGUUUUCUGUGAAAUUAUCAUGUAUUUAUUUAAUAUGUUUAGUACCUUCCAAUAUCGUCUAUGGAUAUUUUAGCGAUUUUUGAUAUUGCCUAUAUAAAUAUCUUACAAUUAGAUAAAAAAUAUUUUUUUUAAAAUCUAAACAUUUCUAUCUUCAUUACUGUGCUUGAAUUAAUAUGUAAUAUAGCAAAAUAGCGUUUAGAUGAAAGAAGAAAUAAUUAAAAGUAAAAAUUAGUGAUUAUUCAGAAAAUGAUAAUAUCGACGUAUAACAGGUUUCUACAUUAACUACUAUUGAUGUAGCGGGUCGAAAGUAUCUUUGAAAUCUCACGGAACGAUACAAUGUAGUUUACAUUGCACAUGUAAACAAUUUGCAAAGUUUGUGAUUUAAACUAGGAGCGCGAAAAUAUAUUGAAAUAAUCUUUUUGAGACUGUAUGCAAUUCAUAAAACUAUAAACAUCCGGUUGUUCGGCAAUUGUAUAAACGCGAACUUGUUUACAAA
Messenger RNA from Bombus pascuorum, 2256 nucleotides. It is a transcript of the gene Ugt50B3, whose product is annotated as UDP-glucosyltransferase 2. Gene Ontology annotation, molecular function: UDP-glycosyltransferase activity. Lineage: Eukaryota; Metazoa; Arthropoda; Insecta; Hymenoptera; Apidae. The record is from RefSeq and is a predicted model, not a curated record. The transcript is spliced from 7 exons. Bases 175 to 1740 code for a protein of 521 amino acids.